GUACUAUGCGACAAACGACCGAAUAGUCAUCCUAUGGAAAAUGAUCGUGAAUAUGAUGAUUGAAUCUUGUGAAAGGUCCCUGGAUCCGAGCAACAUUUUUCAAGGGGACGUGGAAGAAAUCUUCAAGAAACUGAAUCUAACCGUCGAUGUUCUGCAAAAAGUGCAAGAUUCGUUUGAAUACGUUCGGGAAAACUUGUCAGCAUGCUACAGAGAACCCGCUGAAGGAGAAGAACCGGUUGUGCAGAAGCCAUGGGCUUUUCAUAGAAGGAACAUUUUCCAAAGAUUGAUCGACUAUGUUGGAAGAUUAAAAGUGAUUCGAAAUAUACUAGGGACGCAUUUGGAAUUCAGCAAACUGGAGAAAGUGGAAAUAGGCGGCAUCAAAGGAAGACAACUUUCAGCAAAGUGCGAACAUAUAUUCGAAGAGUUCAACAAACUUUACAACGUCUUCAAUAACAUACAGUAUGACGUUUUGGACUUGAACGAUCAGAAUAUCAUCAAAGAUUAUGAUGCUUUUAAUGAGAAAUGCAUCGACUUGGACCGUAGAUUGGCUGCUAUUUUCUCUCAGGCAUUCGAUGAUUGCUACAAUCUAGAGAGCGUCUUCAAACUGAUCAACGUCAUCGGAAAUCUAAUCAACAGACCACCAAUCAACAAAGAGAUCACCGUCAAGUUCCCGGUGAUCAUUGAGUUCUUCAACGAUGAGCUGGACACCGUAAAAAAAUUGUACGACGAUGGCAAGAAGUAUGGGCCACCUUUGCACAAAAAUUAUCCGCCAGUGUCUGGAACUCUGCUGUGGCUACAGACGAUGAAAAAUAGGAUAUGUAAUCCUCUGGAGGACUUUAAAAUUUUGGAGAAUGAUAUUGUGAAAACGGAAGAUGCCCAGCAUGCAUUUGAAAAGUCGGAACAGAUGGUCAGCAUUUUGGACAACGAAUUUGUUCAGGUUUUUAGAACAUGGUGCGACUACGUGCCAGGCCAAAUCGAAAUGAGCAUGUCCAAGCUCGAACUGAUCCAAACCGGCAACCAACUGAUCGCAUUGAACCUAGACAAAGAACUAGUGGCCAUUCUCCGUGAAGUACGUUACAUGAAACUUCUGGAGAUCGAAGACGUACCGCCAGAGGCUGUACAAUUGUUCGAGGAGAGCGAAAGCCUGGUUCACACUGUGAACGAGUUCAAGCGUAUCGUCGAGUGGUACAACUACUUAAGACUGGAGACGAACCAAUAUGAAAAGAACUUGAUUCAGCACGAUAUGGGGGAUAUAGAUCAGAUGCUUAAGGUGGUUACGGAGGAACGGACUUGGUAUCAAAAUGAUCCGACCAUAGUGCACAAUAUCUACGAGCAUGUGCAACAGUUGUACCAUCGUGUGAAGCAAGCUCAAACUAACAUCAGCAAAUCUUUGGCCAACAUCCAAACGUGGGUGGACCAACCGCUAUAUGAACGCAAGGACCAGAAGAAGGAGAAUCUGUUGAGCAUCGACGACAAAGGAGAACGUUGGCAAAGAAGAGCCGAUCUAAUUAUGGCUUGUAACGAGGACCUGAAGGCUAAGAUCAAAGAGAACUAUGAGCUGUUCUUCCAGGAACCUGUGGAGGAAGAGUCACCCCUGCCUCCUGAAGUUGAAGAAGAAUCUCCUCCACCCCCAGAACCAGAAGCGGACAAAAAAGGUAAAAAAGGGAAAGAUAAAAAAGGAAAGGAGAAAAAAGAGAAACUACCGAAGAAGAUAGAAUCCCAGAUAGUUCGGGAAGAGAGGGAAGUCAGAUUGCAAGCAGAGUUGGCGGAAAAGAAGCAGGCCAAGCUUUGCAUGUGGAGAGCUUAUUUGAGGGAUGUUGAGGAUAAAGUGAGGGUCCUGCUAGAGAAAGCAAUAACGAUAAGCUUACGCCUAAUAUUGGAUGAGACAGGCGAUUGUCCUCCAGUAACUCCCUUGUUUGAACUGCUCAUGGAGUUACACGAUCCCGAUAUUGUCUACGUUCCUUCAGCAGAUAUGCAAGACCCCAACAAUUUCUUGACCUUCGUAGAGUCCUUAAUAGAAGACAUGUUUUCUAUGACCAAACACGUAGAUCGCAUUGACCCUGAGGCGCAAGGACCCUUCUACGAACAAGCAAAGGAUAGCAGAGACCUGCUGGUCAUGAGCGAUGAAAUCAGCGUUAGAGUAGCAACCGCUAUGGAGAAGGCGUUAGAGUUUAUGAAGGAGUUUGAGGAGUACAUGUCACUAUGGUUGGAAGACAGGCAAGAAUACCUAAGACAGUUCUUGCAGUAUAGUCGACAAUUGACGAUAGAAGAGAUAAUGCAGAUGAAGGAUGAAGCUCAACCACCUAUCAAGGAAACACCUCCUACCAUACAGCAAUUUAAAGAACAGAUCGACACCUAUGAGGAUCUUUACAAGAAGGUUGAGAAAAUUCAGCCGGAAGAGAUAAUCAUGGAUUGGCUGAGACUGGAUGUGAAGCCACUUCGCCAGGCUAUAUUAAACAUCGCUUGCAAAUGGGGUAACUUGUUUAAACAGCAUCUGUACAACCACGUCAUUCAUAGUUUGGACGAACUGGAGAAUUUCAUUAAAGAAGCUAUUACCGCAAUGCAGGUGCCUCUAACUGAGAACGACUACGACGGCCUCCUUAAAGUUAUGGGUUACUUAUGGAAAGUGAAAGAACGCCAGAUAGAGACAGAUGCAAUGUUCGAUCCAUUGAAGCAGAUCAUGGAUCUGCUCAAAGAGUAUGGUGUCGAAUUUCCUGAGGACAUAUACGUCCAACUGCAAGAGAUACCCGAUAGGUGGAACCAAUGUAAAAAGAUUGCCACCGGCAAACAUAAUUACGGUGUUUUUGCUAAAACGAAAUCUUAA
Acanthoscelides obtectus is the source of this 2824-nucleotide messenger RNA. The record is from the annotation of a GenBank genome assembly. NCBI's taxonomy places the organism in Eukaryota, Metazoa, Arthropoda, Insecta, Coleoptera, Chrysomelidae.